Messenger RNA from Amoebophrya sp. A25, 6607 nucleotides. The record is from the annotation of a GenBank genome assembly. Lineage: Eukaryota; Dinophyceae; Syndiniales; Amoebophryaceae.
UGAUCUUCACUCAGACUCAUCUAGUUCUACUAGUAUCUCCUAUUCGUUGAAAUGUGUCAUUGUUUAGUCGAAGUAGGUGAGCGUGAAGGUGUUGUACAUUUUGCUGUCCUGCUAUAUAAAUGAGUUCAUCGUGAUGACAUACAAGCACAGGCUUUGACGAUUGAAAAGAAUAUCCAACUAGUCGAUAACGAAGAACAAGUACAAGCUUCAAUCUUGUUGAGCCUUCGAAUGUUGAGCAGCCGUGGUCUUCAUCUGGUGCCUUUUCGGAGAAGAAAGUACCUGCAAGUUUCUCGUCUCCGAGUUUACCUGCCUUUUGCCUGCGGAAGUCGUGGUCUUAGUAACGCGACUUGCUCAUCGUCCAGCAAAGCAGGACUCUGUACUAACAGCACGACGUCGACGGACCAAGAAAGUGCAACGUGCUCAAGAACCACCAGCUUCGCGAUUGGAAACAAGACAAAUUACUUUGCGGCCUGUAAAAAAUACAAUUUCUCUUCAUCAAGCAGCGAUAGUUUCUCAAGCAACUACACCAGGAAGAAUCAUAAUCAGGUGGAUUUUCCUACACGAACCUUUUCGACCUCUAUCAAUACAUCGUCCAAAAUGCCGGACUCGGGAAGCUAUGAGCCCGGACGCGACAAGUACACCUGGUUGGAGGAAGUACAUAGCGAUGAUGCGAUGACUUGGGUCAAAGACCAGAACAAGAAGACCUUAGAGGGCAAAGAAAUCGAAAAAUCGGAAGAGUAUCUUAAACAUACAUACUCAAGGAGACUGUCUCAAGAACGUAGAUGUGGCAAGGAGUUUGUGUAAACAUGAGCUCGUGUACUAGUAAGGCAGCAACAUACCAAAUACAUUGCACUACUAGUUGCACUUGCAUGAUCUUCCUCGAACUUAUCAUAUCAUGUUGCAGCACAACUUCAACAACACUGACCACUACUUAAUAAGUUGAAUGAUGUCAAGAACACUCACAUCAACCAAUUAUAAGUUGAUGUCAAUUUCAUUGAUGCAGGUAUACCCGUUCGUUGGCGAUUCUCGAUAGUAAAGAGAAAAUUGCGUAUGCGAGUCGCAUUGGCGGAUUUUACUACAAUUUCUGUUAAGGCUUCCCCAAAUUCAUCUUAUUAAGAAGCAUCUUUGAAACGGUUUCAAGGGAAAAAGCGCUCAAAGAUGAGCUUCAAGAAAGAUAAAUAGAGAGAAGGUCUAACUCUGGCGCGAUGAUAAGCAUGUUCGCGGCAUAUGGCGGCGAUGUCGUUGGGCAGAAUACGCGAAACCUAAUCCCGAUGACAUCUCUUGGGAGACCGUGCUAGAUCUGGAUGCUCUGGGGAAAGCCGAAGACAAAUCGUGGGUCUGGGGAGGCUACACUUUGCUGAAAGAAAUCGGCGUGAACGAGGAUAAGGAGGAAGAUUAAGGGUUGAAAGUAAGUAGUUGGCCUUGUUUCUAUGAGCAUGAUGUCACUCUAAGACUUUCUCAAGAAGUCUUUCGUAGGAAAGCUAUAUAUAGAUGCGAAGAACUACUAGAUGGGGGUCAGCUUGCAACCCCUAAGAAGACAAUGGAGUCGAUGUGCGGGCACUAGUGAAGCUCUCUCCCGGUGGUUCGGAUGCCAUCGUCGUGCGCGAAUAUUCGCUGACGAAGAAAGCGUUUGUAGACGGUAGCAGCUUCACUGUGCCAGAGGGCAAGACGCGAAUCAGUUUCGUCCAUGAGAAUGCGGUUUUUGUGGGGGCUAAGUUCGAGAACGAGCCAAACGGCGGUCUCACAGACAGUGGCUACCCACGUAUUUAUGGGUUACUUAUAAUAUGCCAUUGUAUAUUAAUCCCUCACAACCAUUCUUGACUCUUUUUAAGAAAAUAGAACAUUUUUAUACCAUAGAUCAACGUCAAGGAUGUCCUAAAUUCCUGUGUAUGUAGGUAGGCACUUAUUUUUCAUUGCGUACUACUAACCUCUAACGUAUGGUGAAGCAGUGGUCUCGUGGUACUAAGUUGGAAGACGCAGUCACAGUGUUCGAAGGCUUGCAAACGGACGUGGCCUCCGGAGGACAAAGCUACGAGUGGACCCGCGAAACAGGGCAGGGAGAGUACACUACAACCGUGUACGACAUCGUUGGACAGAGUAAAACCUUCUACACACGGGAUCACUACGUACGGAAUGCCUAUUUCGAAAAGACCUAUGCUAGUACCUCCCGUCCGUCGCUUGAGACUGUCCGCGAAUCGUCGAAGCUCUUUUUCGACAACGCACAUGGUGAACAGCUAAUCCGCUUGACCGGGAUUCCUGACUCUGCUGAUAUAGACGUCUAAUAUGGCUGCACGCGGGAAUGAGUAGUUGAUAUUUGUACAGACACAAUCAACACUUAGUAGAAGAUCUUCGUCGUAGUAAAACUAAAAGUAAUUCUACUUAUAGACAAAGGCAAAAAAAUCAAUGAACAAAUGCUAUGCUUUACUAGGAGGUGAAGCACGACGAGGUGAAGGACGACCCCUCCACGGCUUUCUUCAUCAUGCUUCAUGAUUUUAUAGGCCAGGUCAUCUAAGAUUCUCAGGAUUGGGCGAUGAUUUCUCUCCGCAAGGACUGGGGCGACAAAUUUCCUGGUGGAAGCCUCUUGGUGGCGCCGCUGGUAGAUCUAGUCCAGGCAGCUGGGGAGCCGCUGCCAACUCAGAGAGCAGACUCCUUGCCUCCAGCAGACGAUAGUAAGUUCGAUGCAGAAAAAAUCCGCGGGUUGUGCCAAGUCCUGUUUCUUAUGACACUGCUCACACAGCUGGUCCUGCUGCUGAAUAUAUUUUAGUGCUGCUGAAGACUAUAUCUAUUUAAUAAAUAUGUAGUGUUUUUGGAACAACUUACUAUAGUAUACAUGUAUCUAUAGCGUUUUUUUUACAACUUGUCGUGAGAAGCAAGAUGAACCGACAGACAUAGUAUUGCUUUUAUGCCUACGUACACUGGUAGUUUUCAUUUUGUACUAGGCCUAACAGGAGCUACAAUAUUUCUCCCUGCAGCACACUGACUCGGGAGGUGGAGGAGCGACUAAUAUAGAUGAGGCACUAAGUAUGCGUUCUUGUUCUAAUUUCGAAGGUGGGAGAGAAGGGGAGAGUUUGCAGGGAAGUUGCGAGACGAAGUCCUUCGUCGUGGUUCACAAAACGAUCAAUCUGAAGCCGGAGCUUCUCUUCUGGCGUAAACCAGGCAAAAGCGAAACCAAGUGGUCACUAGCAAAUCCAGAGGCAGAAACGUCAGCAAAUGGAGCGUCAACAGGUGACUUAUGCCACAUCAAUUGACAUUUGUUACUUUGACUUUAUUUUUGUACCAUACAUCAGUUGAUGUAUUCACUGUAACAUUGCUUCUACCUAUAGUACGACAACACUAUCAUGGAGUUCUUGAUACGGUUUCCUAAAGUGAAUAAACCACGUUUAUUGAACAAUAUCUGCUGCCGUUUUCACCUUGCUUUGCCCGACAGGCACCUCCUUUGGCUAUGACCAUUCUUAGUAGGUAACUAAGUAUUUUUUAUGUUUAUCUAGUUUUCUAAGCUCUCUAGUAACCGGGAAGUUCGAGUCCGUGUCCUUGCGCGCAGUCGACUGGGAUAUGUCCGGUGACGACUUGUGGUUUACGAGUGAAACCUUUUCGAGUCCAGAGAAACUCUAUAAAUUACGGUGCCUAGUAUCGAUAAAUUUGAGUCUCCUCUUCGAGAUGCAAGAACAACCACAAAGUGACUUAGUACUAGCAAUCUUUCGUGAUCCUUGAUCUUGAUGGACGUGCUUGUGGGUCAUCAAGGGAGUCUGUCUUCAAUCCUUGAUCUGAUUUCAGUUUCUGUACUAUAGCGCAUCAAGAAUCUCGCUCUUCCUCUGCUCUGACAAAUCGGUUUCCCUUCUAUAUUUCCACAGCUUGCCCUUCUAAGAGAGCUGUCCGCCCAAGAACUGAUAGGCAUGGGGAGCGCCGGCACAGCACCUGCUUUGAAGAGUGCGCCGAUUUUCUUUGACGACGUUGGAGUUACUACGGUGCAGAAGUGGGCCACGUCAAAGGAUGGAACAAGGGUGCCCUACUUCCUCGUUGGAAAGGAUCUCGACCUUAGCGGGAAGGGAGGUACUUACUUAGUUUUCUUGACCAACAAGCACAAGCUCAAGGCUAUGCCGAGUGUCUCAGAAUUUUCUGUCGUUCUGCCUUUAAGUCAAUAGGGGACCAGCAAUCACAUCAGAGAACAAACAAUGAAUCAUGUAAAAAUCAAAUCACUUACUACACGACACCCCAAGAGUGACGCACGACAAACAACGACCUCUCGUCUGCACAGCUCCACGUCCGACAACAUUGUAUGGUUACGGAGGCUUUGAGAUUUCGUUGACGCCGUCUUACAUAUGGAUGUUUUUUUUUGUAUCUUCUUUCAGACGACUGCGCCCCCGCCCUUUGGGUUAUAGAUACGUUUUUGAGGGGAAAAGGCAAAGGGGGGAGCCUCCAUAGUCAGUCUGCCUAGUAGAUGGAAAAAGGAACAUCCUCCAUAUUAGAUGGCGAUUGCCGGGUUCCAAUGGAUCGAGAAAGGAGGCGUUUUUGCUCUAGCGAACAUCCGCGGCGGCGGUGAGUUUGGUCCGAAGUGGCAUCAAGCUGCACUCAAAGAUUAAGGCUUACCCUAAUUCAUCUCGAUUUACAUAGGGAUCCCUCAACCGCAGGCACGCAUGCGCCCCAAUACAAGGAAAAUAGUGACGCAUACGCUUGAGGGAUCCCCAGCCCACAGGGAUGAACUAGGGGAAGCUCUAAAAGGAAAAUCGUCCGCGUGCUUAUGAGGACUUCGAAGCCGUAGGUAAAGACUUGCUCAGCAGCGGCAUUGCGGGAAAAGGGAUGCUAGGUACUUACUCAUUGCAAAUCACUUAUAAGAAUUGCUGCUGAUGACUCGAAGUGGAUCAACCUUUGUCUCGAUUUUUAUAUUGUUCCGCAUUGGUCACCGGGAGUAGAGAGGCGUAUAUAACUUUGAACAAGCAAGAUAGAAAAACGAUGUUAAGGCACCGGUAGAGGUCAAUCUUAUUUCAUGAAGUUCAAGCUUCUUUGACCCUUAACACUGAGGUUGCAUGGGUGGCUCCAACGGCGGACUUCUGACCGGUAAUAUGCUUGUCCGCAGCGGAGAAGAUCCGAUUUGGAGCGCAAUAGUUUCUCAGUGUCCCCUGUUAGUUAAGACCUGUACGCUUUUAGCAUGAGAAUAAGGAGGGCGGGCUGAAUAAUAGCCAAUCUCGUACCGUCGUAGCUGUGUUUGUUCACAUGAAGUGGCUGUCUACUUACAGCAGCAGAAGAGGUUCUUGUCUUUCUUCCUCUUGCCUUUUUUCCUCUGGAAUACCUGUCUUAUUAAUCUUUCUUCAAGGAUCAACAUGAUUAACUGCUUCUAAGUUGCACAUGCGGCGUUUUCACACACUGCUAGCUGGCGCGAGCUGGAUGGCGGAAUAUGACGAUCCUGAUCGCGAGGGUGCCUGGACCACGAUUCAAAAGUACUCGCCGUACCACAUGAUCUUAUGAGCAGAGGCUACUUCUACCAGACUGCAAAUGCACGACCAUUGAGACUAAUUUUCAACUUCAAGUUGCUCAUUUUUCUUGUGUUCUUCCGAAAAUGAAUGGAAGCGAGAACUUCUCUAAUGAUUGCGUCAGACACUCCGAAGUACCCGGCAGUGCUUUUUACCACAAGUACGAAAGACGACAGAGUUCAUCCGGGUCAUGCACGCAAAAUUUAAGCCUUAUUACCCAUAUUCUUUCAUGCUGCUAAGAGAGAGGCAUCAUUUUGGACUUCUUUCUCCCACAUUUUAUUCGUCUUAUAAAUAUGAGGCAUCGACGGCAUGAUCUUUCUCCGGAGUGCUUUCAAAGGAAAAAGACUCCAAAGAUGCACUCGUCGAAAAGGAAUGGGGGUAUAAAUGAUUCUAACGAGUGGUGAAGAAACUUCUAGAUCUGGCAGAAAGCUCAUCCGAUGUUCGCUACUACGAAAACAUCGAGGGUGGUCACAGCGGCGCCGCAGAUAAUAAGCAGAGAGCAUUCAUGAAAACAUUAGAAUGGAUGUUUCUGUGGGAAAAGCUAGAUGCGGAAGGAUCUUUUAAGGCAAGCAAAUCAAAAAGUGAUCGGGGAAGAUGCUGCCUUUGAUUUUUGUAGAUAUCAGGAGAGAGUGACUCUAAGUACAUACUUACUCUUGGAGUUUGUUAUAAGGUGAGAGCUAUAACUACUUAGGUACAACUUAAGUACAGCUACAGGCUCAAUGGGAAGGGGCACCUCGACUGAUAGAAUAGCUCUAUCUCCUAGUAUGUGUCUCUUCACAAAAAGUGAAUACAAUUGAUAAUUCUACGAUAAUUCCUGUUCUACUUCUGCAGCGUGUAAUAAACUAUAUAACCCUCCUAAACAUGCUAAUAGAUAGGAGUUUUUUCAAAACAUGCUGGAAAUACUGACUGCUGCUGUAGUGAUCAUGUUCAGGAUGAGGCGUCAUGCCCGCAUGUCAAGACAAAGGUCGCGAUGUCUUUAUGACUACGCACUCGAGAACUUCUAUAUCCGCGGAAUGAACAACAGCAAGCUGUGCAACAGAAUUCAUAUCUAUAGAUGCGAUUAGAAACUGUCUGCAUCUUCGUAGUACCGCCACCAUGAGAGUGCAGACUUGUUGUUUCUGCUAGAUCUGAACAUCUGG